AUGGCAGACGCUGAGGAUAUUCAACCUCUUGUUUGUGACAAUGGAACUGGAAUGGUUAAGGCUGGAUUUGCUGGAGAUGAUGCACCUCGUGCUGUGUUUCCCAGCAUUGUAGGUCGUCCUCGUCACACUGGCGUGAUGGUUGGCAUGGGCCAAAAAGAUGCAUAUGUUGGUGAUGAGGCACAGUCUAAGCGUGGUAUUUUGACUCUCAAAUACCCCAUUGAACAUGGAAUUGUUAGCAACUGGGAUGACAUGGAAAAGAUUUGGCAUCACACCUUCUAUAAUGAGCUUCGUGUUGCCCCAGAAGAACACCCAGUUCUGUUAACUGAGGCUCCUCUUAACCCUAAGGCUAAUCGUGAGAAGAUGACUCAAAUCAUGUUUGAGACUUUUAAUACCCCUGCCAUGUAUGUAGCUAUUCAGGCUGUUCUUUCACUCUACGCUAGUGGUCGUACCACCGGUAUUGUGUUGGAUUCUGGUGAUGGUGUCAGCCACACUGUCCCUAUCUACGAGGGUUAUGCCCUUCCACAUGCCAUCCUUCGUCUUGAUCUGGCUGGUCGCGACCUGACUGAUUUCUUGAUGAAGAUUUUGACUGAGCGUGGUUAUUCUUUUACCACCUCAGCAGAGCGUGAAAUUGUUCGUGAUGUGAAAGAAAAGCUGUCAUACAUUGCCCUUGACUAUGAGCAAGAGCUGGAGACAGCGAGGACCAGCUCAUCCGUGGAGAAGAGCUACGAGUUGCCUGACGGACAGGUAAUCACCAUUGGAGAUGAGCGUUUCAGAUGUCCAGAGGUGCUGUACCAACCAUCCAUGAUAGGAAUGGAAGCAGCAGGAAUUCACGAGACCACAUACAACUCCAUCAUGAAGUGCGAUGUGGAUAUCAGGAAAGACUUGUAUGGUAACAUUGUCCUUUCAGGAGGAACAACCAUGUUCCCAGGAAUUGCUGAUAGAAUGAGCAAAGAAAUUUCUGCUUUGGCCCCAAGUAGCAUGAAGAUCAAGGUCGUUGCACCACCUGAGAGAAAAUACAGUGUCUGGAUUGGUGGUUCUAUUUUGGCAUCCCUUAGCACCUUCCAGCAGAUGUGGAUUGCAAAGGCAGAAUAUGAUGAAUCUGGUCCAUCAAUUGUGCACAGAAAGUGCUUCUAA
This is a messenger RNA of Vicia faba (fava bean), 1134 nucleotides long. The record is from the annotation of a GenBank genome assembly. Lineage: Eukaryota; Viridiplantae; Streptophyta; Magnoliopsida; Fabales; Fabaceae.